CUUUUCUCUCCAUCAUCAGCAUCAAAACCCAAAAAAAACACUGAGCACUCUCUCACAACACACAUUCGUUUAACUACAUCAUCUCAUCCAACGCUCGCUUCAGCAAACUAUUCGCUCGUUUAUUAUUCGCUCUUACCAACAACCAACUAUUCAAAAUGCAGUUCACCAUCGUUACCGCUCUCACCUUCGCCCUCGGCGCUCUCGCUGCUCCUCAGCUCGGUGGCGGCUCCGCUCCUGCUCACCUCACUCCCGUUCCCGGUGACACCACUAUCGGCCAGGCCGGUGACACCUGUGGCUCUGACCUCGACCUCAGCUGCUGUGACAAGGUCAACCAGUCCGGCGACGCCAUCAACGAGGCCAGCGGUCUCCUCGCUGGUCUCCUCGAGGGUGGCCUUGAGGGUGCUGAAGUCGGUCUUUUCGAGGGCUGCUCCAAGUUGAACGUUGCUGCUGUCAUUGGUCUUUCCGACUUGCUCGAAAGCCAGUGCAAGCAGACCCCCGCUUGCUGCCAGCACUCCGGUAUGGGACAGGAGGGCCUUGUCAACGUCGGCCUUCCCUGCGUUGCCCUUGGCAGCGUGUUGUAAGCGCCAGCCUCGUUCCAAUACGACUCGCAUAAUCGGUGCAUAGCAUUAGGGGAAAUGAGAUAUGUAGGGAUGUAAUGUUGGGGAGAGUGCCAAAUUGUAUUGUUUAGCCUGCUUUCCAUGAUUUAGUAAAUCCAACUUCAGUCGCUCGUUAAUUUUAUGACUCUUUUUUGCCUGUGACUUUAUUUAACCUACGCCUUUUCUUUCGCUAUCUUAAGUGUGAAUCAUAAUAUUUUAAUCCAAUCCAAGAUCCUGAAGUUUCCCUAUGACGAUCAGCUUGGGUGAUUGAGCGACCUUCGUUGUCCAAUUGUGGUCCUA
Messenger RNA from Annulohypoxylon truncatum, 896 nucleotides. RefSeq lists its product as uncharacterized. The transcript has 3 exons. Gene Ontology annotation, cellular component: fungal-type cell wall. Gene Ontology annotation, molecular function: structural constituent of cell wall. The coding region runs from base 156 to 581 and encodes 141 amino acids. Lineage: Eukaryota; Fungi; Ascomycota; Sordariomycetes; Xylariales; Hypoxylaceae. The record is from RefSeq and is a predicted model, not a curated record.